Erythranthe guttata (spotted monkey flower) is the source of this 942-nucleotide messenger RNA. RefSeq names its product hydroxyacyl-thioester dehydratase type-like protein. The record is from RefSeq and is a predicted model, not a curated record. Gene Ontology annotation, molecular function: (3R)-hydroxyacyl-[acyl-carrier-protein] dehydratase activity. NCBI's taxonomy places the organism in Eukaryota, Viridiplantae, Streptophyta, Magnoliopsida, Lamiales, Phrymaceae. Gene Ontology annotation, cellular component: mitochondrion. Gene Ontology annotation, biological process: fatty acid biosynthetic process.
ACCAAUCCAUUCAUAGUGCGAAGUAAAGAAUACCCCACAACGCUCGGUGUUGCUCACUCGCCGCCGCGCGUCGGCACUCGUUGACGGAGAACCUGCCCACCUCCAGUCCACCGCGUCAUCGCCGACGUAGGCCGUACACACAGUCGUCUCCAACUGAAUUCACACCUUGCCGCUCAAAUUGGACGAUUGACUGUUCCCUUUUCCUCUAUUUCUCCUUCUGCACUCCACCUGUUCGACAAAUUUCCUCACAGAAUUGAAGGUGAAUUUAUUCCUCGAAAUGCGCCAUACCAUAACCUACUCAACUGCGGCGGUGAUGAAACAGCCAUUGUGGAACUUCGUUUCUUCUUUGAAACACUGUUCUUCGUCGGCAUCAUCGGCCGGCGUACUCAGGGCGGGGGACGUUCUGAAGCAAACCAGAACAUUUUCAAAAUCAGACAUCACCGAAUACUCGAAGCUGACACAUGACUUCAAUCCUCUGCACUUCGAUUUGGAUUGCGCCAGAAAAUCGGGUUUCGCAGAUGUUCCUGUCCCCGGAAUGCUUGUUGCUUCCUUGUUCCCCAAAAUCAUCGCUUCCCAUUUCCCAGGUGCUGUUUACGUGAAGCAAAGUCUGGAUUUUAAGGCUCCGGUAUUCGUUGGAGACGUGAUCACUUGUCGAGUGCAGGCAAGCAACAUCAGACAAAUCAAACACAAGUUCAUGGUGAAGUUGGAGACGACAUGCUGGAAGGAAGGCGAGAUUGUCGUUAUCGAUGGUGGUGCCACCGCAAUUCUGCCCAGCCUGGCUGUGAAGCUAGUCGACAAUUCAUGACUCGUUACAGAGUACUGCAAUUAAUUUGAAUGCACAUUUUGUUGCCCCGGUGCUCUAGAUUUUGGUGUUGUCUUAGUUAAGUGCCCAUUUUUUUAAUUAACUGCCGUUGUCUUGGGUCUAUUUGCCAUUUGCCGAAA